AUGAAAGCACCCAAUUCUUUUCGGAGCCCUAGUCUUUGGUGCGACUUCAACCGCGAUCACAGUCAUAAAACGGAGGACUGUGUCGCAAUAAGGAUCGAGGUCAACGAGCUACUCAAGAAAGGACACCUCCGGGAGUUCCUUUCCGAGAAGGCCAAGAGCCAUCUAAGCAAAAAGACGUCUGGGAAGCCCACUGAUGUUGUUCCCGCUUCGCCACCUCGACAGGACCAAGUAAUCCACAUCAUAUCAGGAGGCUCGAAAAUCAACGGCAUAUGCCAUGCGGCCGCGAAGAAAUUUACUUGGAACGCCAAGCGUGGCCUAGAGGCAGCCAAGCCAAAACACUUGCUUCUGGGUACAGACAAAAUAAGCUUCACAGCCAAGGAACAAGAGAAGGUUCUUGCCCCACAUCAUGAGGUCCUGGUCAUAUCGCUCACUGUAGCAAACUGCCUAGUAAAGAGGAUAUUUGUAGACAAUGGGAGCUCCAGCAAUAUCAUCUUCCAAGCCGCAUAUCAGGACCUGGGUCUAGAAGAAAGCGCUCUGACACGGAGAAUAACUCCACUCAUAAGAUUCAGCGGAAAAGUCAAACAAACCGAUGGAGAAGUCAUCCUCCCAGUAUACGUUGAAGAGAUUAACAUGUCAACCAAGUUCCUCGUUGUUGAGUGCCAAUUAUCUUACAACAUUACCCUGGGACAAUCUUGGAUUCAUGACAUGGGAGUCGUCCCUUCGACUCUUCAUCAGAUGGUUAAAUUCCCAACACCCUGGGGCAUAAGAGCAAUCAGAGGAGACCAAGAGAACUCCCGCUCAUGCUACCAUACUACUCUGAAGGAAAAGACCAAAGUCUUAUAUAUUGGCUUUGAAGAAUAA
This is a messenger RNA of Brassica napus (rape), 861 nucleotides long. RefSeq lists its product as uncharacterized. The coding region runs from base 1 to 861 and encodes 286 amino acids. The transcript has a single exon. The record is from RefSeq and is a predicted model, not a curated record. NCBI's taxonomy places the organism in Eukaryota, Viridiplantae, Streptophyta, Magnoliopsida, Brassicales, Brassicaceae.